CCAAGGGUUUCCGCCGCCGCAGCCAUGCGCGCCGAGCGAGAGGCGAACCCCUCCGUCCUCGCCGCCGUCGAGUCCCUCCAGACCUACUCCACCGCCCUCUCCGAUUUCACCUCCGCAUGGAGCUCCCUCUACUCGGACGCCACCGCCCUCGACUCCGCCCUCGCCUCCCGCCUCCAAGGCUACUCCCAGCUCGAGCUGCUCUGCUCCGGGAUGGACGGGCCGGGCCUCCGCGCGUACCUCCUCGAGCACAGGGAGGAGCUCAAGGACCCCGCCGGCGCCCUCGACCCCGCCCUGCUGGUGGCCCCCGACCCGGGUCUCCUGGUGCUCGCCGCGGCCGCGGGGUUCUGCCGCGCGCCGCCGGGCGAGGGCGAGGCGAGCGGGGACGCCAAGGUGUCCUGCCGCCUGCUCAUCGACCUCCUCGACCGCAUUCGCGCGCUCGGCGUCAAGCCGUCGCCGGAGGCGCGCCAGGAGGCCAGGGCCGUCGCGGCCGACUGGAAGCGGAGCAAGCGGAUCGAGGCGCAGGUGGUGUUUAAGAACGAGACCAUCGCCUUUCUGCUUCUCGUCGGGGUCUUUGGCUUGGUGCCGGAUGUUGGCGGCACUGCCCAGGUGCUCGAUUUGGUCGUAUCCAUCUCCAGCCGGGAGCGCGCAGUCGAGAUCUUCCUCGGCCUCGGUCUCGACCUCGACAAGCAAAUGCCAAUUCUCAUUCGGUCAAUGAUAAGUAAAGGCAAACAGCUAGACGCGGUCAAAUUUAUCCAAGCUCUUAACUUAGUGCACAAGUAUCCUUUAUUGCCUAUUUUGAGGUCAUACAUGAAUGAUGCGAAAAAUGCUGGGAGCUUGAUCCGCAUCAGAGGGGGUGGUUCCUCUUCUCAGGAUGCAGGUGAUGCAAAAGAGCGUACAUUGCUGGGAGCAUUGCAGAAGUUCAUUAAAGAACAGAAAUUAGAAGAACUGCCUAUUUUGGAAGAAGCUAACAACCGAAUGACACAGUUGGAUCAGCAAAGUGCAGAGAGAAAGCGAGCAGCCAGCAUUGCUGCUGCAGCUGCAGCUGCUCAGGAAGUUAGUAAGAAGCGAGCAGCCAACGCAGCUGCUGCAGCUGCUCAUGAAGUUAGUAAGAACAUUCUAGACUCCAACAAGAGACGAAAGCUUCCAGUGAAUGUUGCACAGGGUUCCUUAGGCCAGAGUACCCGUUCGGUGGACACAUUGAGUCAACAGCUCAUGUCAAGGCAGAGCAUACCUACAGUUGGAGUUCCAAAUCAGUACCAAGUUGCUUCAAGCCAUAACAUACUUGCAGGUAUCACUCAUAAUCCAUUGCUUCCUGCUGGGAACCAGCGGCCCGUUGGUAUCCAGAAUCAGGCCCUGGUUGCACCCUCUGUUCAGACCCAAUACAGUGGAGUGGCAGACUUCUAUAAUUUGGCUUCAAUCAGACCAAGUGGUUUGAAUGUUCCAAGUGCGACCACAUCAUCAAGGUCGAAGCUCUAUUCUGAAGAUCCCCUCGCAUCGGUUUCUCGAGCAUCAGAUAAGAAGGGUUCAUCUUACAGCUAUUCUUUGUCUAAUAUGUCAAAGUAUAAUCCAUAAAUAAUGCUGGCUGAUACCGGUGGACUAACAUGAAGCGUGGGUUUCUACCCAAGGCCUGUUUAGAUGCUAAAUAUAGUUGUUGAUAUCUAUCUAUACAUGCUUGGCUGCCAUCAUUUAUAUACAUGCCAAACAUCUAUUGGUGACCUCAGUGCCAGAGCUGCAGUUUUGGGGUGCACCUCCAGGACACUUGCGCCGUGGGUAAUUAAAGAUUUCCCCGUAAGAA
Lolium rigidum is the source of this 1795-nucleotide messenger RNA. RefSeq names its product FRIGIDA-like protein 4a. The transcript has 3 exons. Lineage: Eukaryota; Viridiplantae; Streptophyta; Magnoliopsida; Poales; Poaceae. Bases 25 to 1572 code for a protein of 515 amino acids. The record is from RefSeq and is a predicted model, not a curated record.